This is a messenger RNA of Schistosoma mattheei, 1635 nucleotides long. Lineage: Eukaryota; Metazoa; Platyhelminthes; Trematoda; Strigeidida; Schistosomatidae. The record is from the annotation of a GenBank genome assembly.
AUGAAUUAUAUUAUAAAACAGAAUAAUACAAAAAUGAUUCAAUUAAAUGAACCGCUUAAAUUUAACAUACGAUAUAAACAAUUGAAACAUUUAAAUAAUAAUGAUCAAUUAUUAAUUAAUAAUGCUCCAAAACCUGAUACCUUAGAAACUAUUCUUCCAGGUUAUGUAGGAUUUUAUUUAAGUAGUGAAAAUAUUUAUACAUUAAAUCCAUGGUUACAAUUUAAAUUAUUGAAUUAUGAUAAAAUGAAUUGUGAAUUAUUUAAUAAAAUUGAAAAUAAAUCAAUUCAUGAUUAUUUUUAUCAAAAUGAUUUAAAUCGACGUAAAUUAGUAGUUAUUUUAUUAAAAGAUAAAAAAAGAUUUAAAAAAUCAAGGAAAAAGUCAUCAUUGUCAUCUUCAUCAUCAUCAUCAUUUUUAUCAAACGAUACAGUUUGUGAGAUUCAAUAUGAAAUUCAGAAUGUAAAUCAAUCAACUGAACGAAAAAGAUAUAGUCUGGAAUUAAGUUGGAUUACUCUUGGCUUUGAUCAUAAAGUGUAUACAAUCUGUCCAGAAAGAGGUAUUCUAACAUUAACCGUGAUACGAAAAGGUACAAAUCAGGCGUUACAAUCAACUUUAACUGAUGUCUACGUUGGAUUAUCAUCUGAUACAGCGAUUGAAGGAAAAGAUUUCAGUCUACAUUCACAAAAACUAGUCGUUUUUCAUAAAGGUGAACUAAAAAAAGACGUAUUAAUAAGUUUCCAUCCAACUACAAGAGAUUUCAAUCAUCAGAAUUUACGAUUUUAUGUUGAUCUUAAAUCACCAACUGGAGCUAUUCUAGAUCGAAAAUAUAAAGCUGAAGUUGUUGUAUCUAACAACAUGGAAAGAGACGAAACAACAAAAGCAGCAAAUAAUCCAGUAAAACGAGAUCUUACAAGUAUCAUUCACUCCAAUCUGGAUAAAACGCGUAAUAAUCCUAUUUAUUUAUCUGAUGCACAAAUGAAUAGUGAUAAUCACGAUGAAGAUUAUUUGAAAGACUUUAAUUGGCAAUCAAAUCAACAAUACAGAAUGGAAAGUGACCCAAUCAAAAAUCAUAUUAGUUUAACCGAAUGGCUUGCAACAAAUGAUUUACCAGAUUCUAAAACGUUAAGUGCAUCCUAUGAAAACUAUAUGUACUCAAAUAAACACAUAAUGCAUUGUUUAAAUGGAUGGAAAUUUUAUCAACAUCGUUGUUAUCGACUAUAUGAAAAUAAGAAAAUGACUUGGGAAGAAGCACGAAAUUAUUGUGAACUGCAAGACGGAUUUCUGACUAGUAUUACAGAUGAGACAAAUUUGAAAUGGUUAGCUGAAAUAUUUCAAACACGCAAACCAUUCUGGAUAGGUCUUCACCAAACACAACCACGCGGACCAUGGGUUUGGCAUAAUUUCGAACAUGUUGGUUUUACAAAAUGGGAUAAAGGACACCCGGUCAAUACAAAAUGGCGAUCACCAACUAAUAAACAGAUAAAACGUAAACACUACCUGUUACAAAAACAAAAACAUUACAGAGGACCUAAAGCUUGUGUACUUGUAACUCCUAAUCUAUAUUGGCAAAAUCGACUUUGCAACCGAAUAAUUACAAAUGUGAAUUUCAUAUGUAUGAGGAAUCCUGAAAUAUUCUAA